Molecule: messenger RNA, 1542 nt
Organism: Vicia villosa (hairy vetch)
Lineage: Eukaryota; Viridiplantae; Streptophyta; Magnoliopsida; Fabales; Fabaceae
Exons: 4
Coding region: 1-1542 (513 amino acids)
Source: RefSeq, a predicted model, not a curated record
AUGUCGCAACAAUUAGAUUCCUCCUCUCCAAAGAAGUUAUCCCCCACCGAUGCUUCUGAAUCUGUUCCAAGAACUGAACCGGUUAACCCUAAUCAAGUUCUUGAUAUUGCUCCUUUAAGAAUGGUCCCUGGGAUAUUCGUUCCUCUGCAAACUGUGAUUCCUGAACCCGCUGAUGUAACUAGGGCAAACAUCAUAGGGAAGUCCUCUAAUGAUGAUCAUGUCCACAUUUUUGAUGAUGAUGUACAUACUCCUGAUGGUGAUGUACAAGUGACUGAGGAGGAAGAAAAUAAUGAUGAUGAUGUUCCUAAAGACAAUGAUAAUGAAGAUGUCAGUGACAUUGGGAAUAUUAGUGUCGAUGCUGGUACAGGUACUGCUACAAGUACAGGCACACAUGUUGUGGACCGUGAUGACUAUUUUUAUAAUGAUCUGAGCAAAGUUAUUCCAAAGAAAAGGAAGGCUCGAGCUAUUGUUGACUCUGACUCUGAUGUUGAUGUUGAUGCUCAAGACAUUCCACCAAGGAAGAGACCAACAACUAGCAAGCUGGCUACUAGUUUUCCUGAGGUACCCAUUGAUAAUAUUUCUUUUCAUUACCCUUCUAGAGUCAAUAGGUGGAAAUAUGUUCACCAUAAGAGGUUAGCUUUGGAAAGGGAGUUGGCUCAGAAUGCCCUUGAGAAUAAAGAGAUCAUGGAUCUGAUUCAUGAAGAUGGACUAUUGAAAAAUGUUGUUCAUUUGCCUGCAUGCUAUGAAAUGCUGGUUAAAGAGUUCAUUGUGAAUCUAUUAGAAGACUGCGCUGAUAGAAAAUCAAAGGAUUUUAGAAAAGUAUAUGUGAGAGGAAAGUGUGUUACCUUCUCCUCAACUGUUAUCAAUAAUUUUCUUGGAAGAUUUGAUGAAGCCCAACCUGAGUUGGAAGUGACUGACAACAAAAUAUGUGAGGUUAUCACUGCUAAGCAGGUGAAAGUCUGGCCCCUGAAAGGAAAACUUUCUGCAAGCAAGCUCAGCAUAAAAUAUGCAAUGUUAUACAAGAUUGGAGCUGCUAACUGGGUGCCCACAAACCACAAAUCAAUUAUUGCUACUGUGCUAGGAAAGUUUAUAUAUGCUAUUGGAACCAAGACAAAGUUUGACUAUGGUACUUACAUAUUUGAUCAGACAAUGAAGCAUGUCGGGAGUUAUAGUUACCCUAAUAUCCUAAGUGAAAAUGAUGUUGUUUGCAAGAGAGAAAGUGCUUUAUCAUUUCACUACAAACUAUUUCAAGGAACACAUGUUCCUAACAUUGUCACAACAUUAGCUAGAACAUCCAAAGACAGCACACCUGCAGGUAAAGCUACUGUGAUAGCAAUGCUCAGGGAAACAUGCAAGGAGCUGGAGUCCAGAAAGCUGACUCUUGAAAAAUUAAUCAGCUCUCUUGAGAUGGAAGAAGGUGUUGAUUUUGUUGAGAAUGAAGCAGGUCCUGCAGAACAUGAUGAAGAAGAAGAGGCCAGUCAAGAUGACGGCACAGAUGAAGAAGAUAAUGUUGGCUCCAGUAGCUCUGAGUCUGAGGACUAG